AUGGAGAUUGGGUGUGGGAUAAUGAGAAUCCGUAAGAUGAUACAAGUAUUUGGGAAAGCUUUGGUAGAAAAGACGGCAGAGUUGAUUGUAGUAGAUUACAUGGGAAGGAGCGACAUGGACAACAUGCAAUCACUGAAAAGGAAAUGGCAAGAAUUGUGCUGCAAAGCAUCUGACGUAGAAGAAGAAGUGAAGGGAGAAGAAAUGUCAGGUAAAAAGAAAAGGAAACGUGAAGUUGAUGGUUGGUUGAAGGACGUUAAAAAAUUAAGUCCUGAAAUUGAUGCAUUGGAAAGAAGAGGAUCAUCUUGGAGGCUUCCACUAAAGGAGGAUCCUGUAGGAAAGCUGCAGCUUCAGGUGGAAGAACUUAUUCAGCAGAGCCACCAUUUCAAUGGGCUUGUGCUCGAUACUUAUGACAAAAUUGGGGAGCCAUGCCUGCCAACCAAAUUGUUUGGAGUAAAGUUCGAGGAAGCUUUGCAGAGAAUUUGGCCAUGCUUGGUGACCGAUGAUAUAUCAAGCAUUGGGAUUUAUGGUAUGGGCGGAGUUGGUAAGACCACACUGGCGAGGCACAUUGAGUACCAUCUUUUAGAAAAGAACAAAUAUCGCGUGCUUUGGGUUACAGUAUCUCAAGAAAAUUUCAGUAUCACCAGUUUGCAGGAUAAGAUUGCCAAUGUCUUAGGCAUUCGUCUGUCAAAUAGGGAUGAGGAAGAAGUCAGGGCAGAUAUAUUGCGUGGGGCAUUCAGCAGAAUGAAGAGAUUAGUAGUGCUCAUUUUGGAUGAUGUUUGGGAAGAAUUUUGUUUAGACAGGGUAGGGAUUCCUCUUCAUCCAAACAAGUGCAGAUUGAUUUUGACUACACGCUCACUGGAAGUGUGCAACAGGAUACAAUGCCAAAGAAAAUUUGAUUUGCAAACUUUGGACAAAGACGAAGCUUGGGAUUUGUUCAAGUAUAGACUUGGCAGCGAGACCUUGCUUCAAGGAGAUUUGGACAAUAUUGCCAAGUCCAUAGUGGAAGAGUGUGGUGGUUUGCCUCUUGGUAUUAUCACAGUGGCUGGAAGCAUGAGAGGUGUGAGCGAUAUUUGUGAGUGGAGAAAUGCAUUGGAACAAUUGAAAACAUGUUCAAUAGGGUAUGAUGAGAUGGAACGAGAUGUGUUUCCCAUUCUGGAAUGGAGUUUCAAUCGCCUGAGCAAAUGUGAAAAGAAUUGCUUCUUGUAUUGCUGUCUUUAUCCGGAAGAUCGGAAAAUACAAAGAGAGGAACUAAUAGACCUCUUUAUUUGGGCAGAGCUGAUGUCAAAACGGGGCUCAACGUCAAAAGCAUUCGAUCAAGGUCAAACGAUAUUAAACAAACUGAUAAGAGUUUGCUUGCUGGAAGAAACUAGAGAUUCUGAAGGGGAUGACUGUGUGAAGAUGCAUGAUUUGGUCAGAGACAUGGCAUUAAGGAUCACGCAUGGAAACUCCAAACCAGAGAGCAGCAGAGAUGAUGUACCACGAUUCUUGGUGAAAAGCUUAGGACAGGAACAUUCAAUAGUAGCACUGGAACAAGAAGAGUGGACAGAAGAUCUCCGUGCAGUUUCCUUCUAUUCACAAACUUUAAAAGGAACAAAAAUUCCACCAGCCUGGUCACCAAAUUGUCCUAAGCUCUCAACCUUGCUUCUUUCUCGGGUUUCCAUAAAAGAAAUCCCAGAUUCAUUCUUUCGGCACAUGUGUGGACUUAAAGUUUUGAAUCUAUCUCAGUGCUACAAUAUAACAGAACUGCCUAAUUUUGUUUCAGACUUGGUGAAUCUCACUGCUCUGAUUUUGGAGGGUUGUGGAGGCCUCCGAUUUGUGCCACCACUGGGAAAGCUCAAGCAAUUGAGGGAUUUGGAUCUAUCCAGAACUGAGAUUGAGGAUUUACCUGAAGGCUGGGAGUCACUGGUCAACCUCGAAAGUCUUAACUUGCGUGAGUGUUGGGCUGUAAGACGAAAGAUAAUACCAAAAGGGACAUUUUCCCAAUUGCACCGUCUUCAAUGGCUAUUAUUGCCAUAUGGUAGGGUACAAGUUAUGGAUUUAGAAGUGUUGAACCAAUUAGAAGUUUUUAUAGGAUGUUUGCCUUUUACGGACUUUUAUAUAAUUACUCGGUGGCCAAAAUACUAUAAUGUUUAUAUCAAUAACAUCUUAACUGAGGAUCCGUUUUAUGACGGGGACAGUGAUUGUGAGGACCAGGAGAAACAACUGUAUUUCCAUCAGUUUAAGCUUGGUAGAGGAUGGAACUAUCUGCCAGAUGACAUGAAAAGUUUGACAAUCGAGGAUUGUGAGGGCAUGGUCAUUAGGUGCUUGUCAGAUGCUUUUAGGAAUUUUACAAAUUUAAGCCACUUAUCUAAAUUGGUUAUUGAGGAUUUGAUUGGAAUAGAGUUCCUCUGGCAAUUGUCCUUCGCUUCUCCACGUGAUCAGUUGGAAGUCUCGUCUUUUAGUCCACUCCGUGAUCUCCAAGUGCUAAGCCUCAACAGGUUGCCAAAUCUGGUUGGUCUAUUUUACGGAGACUCAGAACCAUAUUUGCUUCCAGCUAGCACCUUUUCUUCCCUUAAAGAAUUGUGGAUUUCUAGAUGUCACAACAUGAAGCAGCUAUUCACACUGCAGUUGCUGCAGAACCUUCAAAAUCUUGAAAUAUUAGGAGUUGAAGAUUGUGAAGGACUGGAGGAGAUAGCAGCAGAUGGCUUCCAAUUGACUUCAAGUGGAGCCACCGCAACAGUCAUCCUUCCAAAAUUAAAGUUUUUGAAUCUGUGUUGGCUGCCACAAUUGAAUAAUAUUUGCAAGGCAGCCUUGAUCUGCAAUUCAAUCUAUCAGAUUGAAAUAUCCGGUUGUCCAAAGGCAAAGAGGCUGCCUUUGUUUCUUCCUACCAUCAACGGACUACCAUCUCUUCCUAGCACUCUUCAUAAAAUCAAGGGAGAUAAAGAGUGGUGGGAAUCGUUAGAGUGGGAAAAUCCUUGUGCCAAAAAUGCCCUUGACCCAUAUUUUACCACGCAGUAGCGGAUCCCAUUUCUUUGAUGAAGACCACCUGUUUGAUCAAAAUCCUGACGGAUUCUCAUGUUACCAGGUAGCCACAAAAUUGCUGCUGCAAGAGAGUUGAUGUUGCAAAAACAAGUGUUAAAUGAAGCUUUGUCCACCAACGCCAAAUUUCUUUCAGUACAUGCUUCUUCUUUAGCUAUAUUACAGUUGCUGUUUUUCAUCAUGUGUAGCUUUCUAUUCC
Coffea eugenioides is the source of this 3217-nucleotide messenger RNA. Its product is annotated as disease resistance protein RFL1-like. The transcript is spliced from 3 exons. Gene Ontology annotation, molecular function: protein binding; ATP hydrolysis activity; ADP binding. The record is from RefSeq and is a predicted model, not a curated record. Lineage: Eukaryota; Viridiplantae; Streptophyta; Magnoliopsida; Gentianales; Rubiaceae. Bases 1 to 2997 code for a protein of 998 amino acids.